GGCAAUGGCAAGUCCUAUAUACAACUAAUUUUUUUAUCAACUUUGUCUCAUUUCUCUAGAGCCUCCCUAUUGGCAAAAGUUCCCCAUAAUUGGACAGUAGAGGAGCUACUGGGUUUCUUAUCAGCUGCAAAUUUAUUGAGUUAUUAUCUAUAAACUUGAGUUGUUAACCACUAUGAAUUAUUUUGAAUUAUGGUUACCAUGGGGGUAUGUGGACCUUUCAGACACGGCUGUACCCAUAAGCUGCCCCUGGCUAUCGAUGGGUCCAGGGUCGUGAAGUUGUUGGUACUGUACUGGUAACUUAAUCCGAGCAAAAAUUUUCUCUCCUCUUGUUGCGUCAGCCAUGUUCAGGGAAUCGCACUAACCUACUCAAUCACCCUUGUCCACCGCUACAUUACAUACAUAUUAUAUACCUUAACCGCCCUAGAGCCUUUGCUUUAGCCGUCAUGAAUCUUUCUUCAGAAUUUGAUCGUUUUGGGGGAUACUCAACGAGCAUGAAGGGAAAACGUGCUUUGACGAUUGUUAUCAAGCUUGGAACUUCAUCUAUCUGUGACGAAAGGACUCACGACCCGUUGCUGUCGAACCUAUCACUGCUGGUUGAAACAGCAGUUAGGCUUAGGAGAGAUGGACAUCGGGUUAUCCUAGUCUCCUCGGGGGCUAUUGGGAUCGGGCUUAGGAGGUUAGAUAUUGAGAAAAGGCCUAAACAUCUUUCUGCUGCGCAGGCUAUUGCGGCGGUCGGCCAAUGCAGAUUGAUUGCGCUUUGGGACGCGCUGUUUACCCAGCUUCAGCAGCCGGUUGCACAGGUUCUAUUGACGAGGAAUGAUAUUGCUGAUAGGACUCAAUACCUCAAUGCUUCGAACACCUUUGCCGAGUUGCUGAGCAUGGGUAUCAUUCCCAUUGUCAAUGAGAACGAUACUCUGGCUGUCAAUGAAAUCAAAUUCGGCGAUAACGAUACGUUGUCGGCAAUUACUGCUGGCAUGGUAAAUGCGGAUUAUCUAUUCCUUAUGACGGACGUGGAUUGUUUGUACACGGAUAAUCCAAGGACCCACCCGAAUGCGCAGCCUAUUGAGGUUGUAGAGGACAUUUCGACUCUUAAAGUUGACGUAUCCAGUACUGGCUCGACACUAGGCACCGGCGGCAUGGCCACUAAACUCACAGCGGCCCGCCUAGCUACCUCCGCCGGCGUAACCACAAUAAUCACCCGGUCCUCAAUCCCCAGCAACAUCUUCCACAUAGUCGCGUACAUCCAAUCCCUCAAAGAAGCCGAUCCCAACACACAACCGCAAACCCCCACCAUACCGCCGUCGCACCCUCUUCACACCCGCUUCCUGGCUAAACCUCGCGCUCUCCGCGACCGCUAUUUCUGGAUCCUCCACGGGCUUGCCCCACACGGGACUGUAUACAUCGACGAGGGCGCGUAUGGUGCUCUUACUCGCAGGGACAAAGCCGGCUUGCUCCCGGUCGGGGUAGUGGAUGUUGCAGGGACGUUCGCGCAGCAGGAGGCUGUUAAUUUGGCUGUUGUUCAGAGGAUCGUCGGCGGUGGGUACGUCAUUAAGGGGCCGGAGGUGGGAAAGGCGUUGGUGAAUUACUCUUCCACUGAGAUUGCCAGAAUUAUGGGGCAGCAGAGUUCUAAGAUCCAGGAACUAUUGGGGUAUGCUGGUAUGUAUUUCCAUCUUCUUUCUUCUCCUUUUAUUCUUCCACGUUGGUAGUUGAAUGUAGGGCUAAUUAAUAAUGGAGCAGAUUCGGAGUAUAUCGCGUAUAGGGAUAACACCGCCUUCUUUGCUAGUAGAGCGGAGGAGCAGCGGCCACAACAAUAGUAGUGGCAAUGGUGGGGUUGUGACAUCUGCGGCGUGUUGCAUAUAUGCCACAGUUGGGGAGAUGAGUUCGCACAAAAAGGGCGGGGAUAGAUUGGCGUUUUU
Messenger RNA from Tuber melanosporum (Perigord truffle), 1916 nucleotides. RefSeq lists its product as uncharacterized. Bases 444 to 1706 code for a protein of 420 amino acids. Gene Ontology annotation, molecular function: RNA binding; glutamate 5-kinase activity; ATP binding. The record is from RefSeq and is a predicted model, not a curated record. Gene Ontology annotation, cellular component: cytoplasm; cytosol. The transcript has 7 exons. NCBI's taxonomy places the organism in Eukaryota, Fungi, Ascomycota, Pezizomycetes, Pezizales, Tuberaceae.